GAAAACUACAUCCGGUAACUGGUUGCGAAUGAAAACAAAUUGGAAUAUGUUCUGAACUUCGCCAUUAUCUGUCAAUUUCUCCUUGCAAUUACAGUUGAGAUGGCGGCUUCAAUGAAAGCACUUAACCCAGAGCUGAAGAAAUAUCUUCGGUCCAACAAGCUACCAGACGUUUAUGAGGCGUUAAUCACAGGGCUAGCAGUGAUGUGUCCUGAUGACCCACACCAGUUCAUCCUGGAUAAUCUGCAAGUCCUCAUUGAAAAGGGUCUAGAGGGGCUAGAAUGGGACAUGUUUGUGGCAGAAUUCAUGAAGCCAGUGAACCGUAUCAUCUCCGAGAGCAACCUGGAGUUCAUAUUCAACAUGGAUGAUGACAGUAUGCUGGAUCCCAUCCCCAAACACAUAAUGCACCUUCUACAGCCGUCUGCCGAGAUGUAUGAGAAGGCACACCUCCACUACAACAAGAAAUCUAUGAAAGUCUGCUUCUGUUCCUGGAUGCAGUAUUACCUGAUCAAGAAGAAGGAAAGGUUGGAACUUGAGGCUAAAAUGGCCCGAGCAGUGACGCAUCACACCAAUCGCAUACUGAAACUGUGCCUAGAGGAAUGGAUGGAAUGGGUGAAGUACAGAAAAGGACGUCAAGCAAUGGCCUUUCAGAAGAUAUCUCAUGUGCUGAAUGUUUCCAUUGGUCGAGUGAUCUUCCAAGCGUGGCAUUCCCACACCCUUGAUGCUCGGAGGCAGCGAGAAUACUUCGAGUUGAUAGCAAAAAAUCAUGCACAGCCCCCUUCCAAACAUGAUUUGGACACUGAGGAUGAAUGUGUUACUGUAAAUCGACUGGAGCGUGGGGAGAACAUGGAGGAUGACGACGCCUUUGGUCAGGGGACGGGAGAGGCCCGGGACAGUCUGUCCAACCUGCCCCGCAAAGUGGCCAUACAGAUCUUCAAGUAUGUGGAUGUCGCAGACCUGGCGCGGUGUGCGUGCGUAUGUCGGUCAUGGAAGGUCAUCACACAGGCUAACACUCUCUGGAAUAGGUUGGAUUUCUACCAAGUUCGGAACAGAAUUAUGGAAGGGUAUGCACAAAGGCAUAACAAAAGCUGCGAUCUGAGUGGUCCGUCUGGCUUAAAGCCGCUAAUCAGUUGCUUUGUUGAUCAUGAAGUGGAGUUUGUUCAUCGGGUGACAGACAAAGUGGUAACCAAGUUGCUCUACAAAUGUCGGCCAUAUUUGAUCCACCUGAACAUGCGGGCGUGUCAGUUCAUCUCGGAACCCUCGUUUAUGAGCAUCAGCGAGUGCUGUAACCUGCAGGACCUCAACUUCUCACAGUGCCUUGGACUAGACGAUGAGAAACUGAAGUUGGUGGCCAAGGGAUGCAAGAUACUUCUGUACCUGAACCUUUCUCACACAAGCAUCACUGACGCCUCAUUGCGUACACUUGCCAAGUAUUGCAACAACCUGCAGUAUCUGUCACUGGCCCACUGCAAGAAGUUCAGUGACCGGGGUCUGCUCUACCUGUCCUCUGGGAAGAACAGCAAGAAGCUGGAUUAUCUGGACAUCUCUGGCUGUCUGCAGAUUACACCAGAUGGCUUCAAAAACCUCGCCAAUGGUUGUACCAAUCUGCAGACCCUGCUGUUGAACGAUUUCCCAACACUAAGCGAUGACUGCAUAUUUCCUGUUGCGGCCAAACUUACCCGGAUCCAUACGAUGUCUUUCCUGGGUUCUCCCAAUCUUACAGACGAGGCAUUUAAGCGGAUUGCAAACAACAAGAAUCUGAAGAAGAUCAAGAUUGAAGGCAACCAGCGUAUCUCAGACGUGAGUCUUCGUCAGAUAGGGACAAUGUGCACUAAUCUGGAGCACCUGUACAUCGCAGACUGCCAGCGUCUGACGGACCUCUCACUGAAGUCUCUCUCUACAUGCAGGCUGCUCACUGUGGCCAACUUUGCUGACUGUGUCAGGAUCAGCGACAAGGGUGUAAGACAGCUUGUAGAUGGGCCAUGUGGUCCUCGACUGAGGGAACUUAACCUAACCAACUGUAUCCGUGUGGGAGAUAUGGCCAUGGUGAACAUACACAAGAGAUGUCACAACCUGACCUACCUGAGUGUGUGUUUCUGUGAGCACAUCAGUGAGGCCGGUAUAGAGCUGCUGGGCCAGACACACAGCCUUACCUCUGUUGACAUCUCGGGUUGUAACUGCGGAGAUCAGGGGUUGUCUGCUCUCGGGAACAACAGUCGCCGUGACGUGACGCUGUCCGAGUGUGCCAGUAUUACAGAUCUGGGACUUCAGAAGUUUGCCCAGCAGUGCAAGAAUAUUGAGCGGCUGGAUUUGUCACAUUGCAUGCAAAUUACUGAUGGAGCCAUUAAAAAUCUGGCCUUCUGUUGUCGGAUGCUGAAUGUGCUCAACCUUGCGGGUUGCAAACUGGUGACAGACUUGAGUAUCCAGUACCUGUCCGGUGUCUGUCACUACCUUGUACAACUGGACGUCAGUGGAUGUCUUCUUAUCACAGAUAAAGCCCUGAAGUAUUUACGUAAGGGAUGCAAGAAACUGAAGUUGCUGACGUUACUGUAUUGUAAAGGAGUUUCAAGGAAUUCAGCCCAGAAGAUGAUGCGACAUGUGGAGACAGUUCAGUACAGCAACGACGAAGUUCCGUCCUACUUCGGAUACUGAGUGGAGACAGUUCAGUACAGCAAUGACGAAGUGCCGUCCUACUUUGGAUACUGAGGCAAACAUGGGGAAAGCACGAGGAAUAGGAAUGAUGUGAGAUACAUUAUUUGAUAAUACCACAGGGGCCUUGAGGAUCAGUGAUAGGUUGGCUUUAAUUGAUUUGUGAAAUGACCUGUGGAUUGUAGUUUGGUUAUUAUAAACUUAAUGAAAAACUUUAUUACUGGAUACAAUUUACAGAAUUAGAUAGGAGAAUAUAACUAUAUGUUUUGACACAAGAAGUUUUAGCUCAAUUGGAAUAUUGAUAAUUUUGUUUAACUGAAAUCUUCUGUUUUUUGUUAAAGGUUUUUCUACUGAGAUUAACUGUUUGAUUGUUUUUGCAAUAAAACAUUUUUAAAGAAGUAAUGUUUCUCUGAUUGAACCAUUUGAAUUUGGCAUAGACUGUACAAAGGUUUACGUUUUUUUUCAGUAUAUACAUUCUGUGGAGUAUAGAACUUGAAUAUUGCUAUAGUUUUUUUAAAAUGGUAAAUCAUAAAUUGGCCUUAAACUCUUGCAUUCAUUAUUUAAAUGCAUGGUAUUGUGUAAUUUUCACAAAAGUUUUACUUUGUCUCAGAAGUUAUUUCAUGACACUACAUUAGGAUUGGUGACAAACUUCAUCAGACAGCUUUGAAUGUCACAUGACUGAUUGAAUGUCACAUUACUGGUUGAAUGUCACAUGACUGGUUGAAUUUCACAUGAAUGGUUAGAUGUCACAUGACUGGUUGAAUAUCACAUGACUAGUUGAAUAUCACAUGACUGGUUGAAUGUCACAUGUCUGGUUGAAUAUCACGUGACUGGUUGAAUAUCACAUGACUGGUUGAAUAUCACAUGACUGGUUGAAUAUCACAUGUCUGGUUGAAUAUCAUGUGACUGGUUGAAUGUCACAUGACUGGUUGAAUGUCUCAUGACUGGUUGAAUGUCACAUGACUGGUUGAAUAUCACAUGACUGGUUGAACAUCACAUGACUGGUUGAAUAUCACAAGACUGGUUGAAUGUUACAUGACUGGUUGAAUGUCUCAUGACUGGUUGAAUAUCACAUGACUGGUUGAAUUUCACAUGACUGGUUGAAUAUCACAUGACUGGUUGAAUGUCACAUGUCUGGUUGAAUAUCAUGUGACUGGUUGAAUGUCUCAUGACUGAUUGAAUGUCACAUUACUGGUUGAAUGUCUCAUGACUGGUUGAAUAUCACAUGACUGGUUGAAUAUCACAUGACUGGUGGAAUAUCACAUGACUGGUGGAAUAUCACAUGACUGGUUGAAUAUCACAUGGCUACUUGAAUAUCACAUGACUGGUUGAAUAUCACAUGACUGGUUGAAUGUCACAUGACUGGUUGAAUGUCACAUGACUGAUUGAAUAUCACAUGACUGAUUGAAUGUAACAUGGCUAAAUGAAUAUCACAUGACUGGUGGAAUAUCACAUGACUGGUGGAAUAUCACAUGACUGGUUGAAUAUCACAUGACUGGUUGAAUAUCACAUGACUGGUUGAAUGUCUCAUGACUGGUUGAAUAUCACAUGACUGGUUGAAUAUCACAUGACUGGUUGAAUAUCACAUGACUGGUUGAAUAUCACAUGACUGGUUGAAUAUCACAUGACUGGUUGAAUAUCACAUGACUGGUUGAAUAUCACAUGACUGGUUGAAUAUCACAUGACUGGUUGAAUAUCACAUGACUGGUGGAAUAUCACAUGACUGGUUGAACAUCACAUGACUGGUUGAAUAUCACAAGACUGGUUGAAUGUCACAUGACUGGUUGAAUGUCUCAUGACUGGUUAAAUAUCACAUGACUGGUUGAAUUUCACAUGACUGGUUGAAUGUCACAUGACUGGUUGAAUUUCACAUUACUGGUUGAAUAUCACAUGACUGAUUGAAUGUCACAUGACUGGUUGAAUGUCCCAUGCCUGGUUGAAUGUCACAUGACUGGUUGAAUAUCACAUGACUGGUUGAAUGUCACAUGACUGGUUGAAUAUCACAUGACUGGUUGAAUAUCACAUGACUGGUUGAAUAUCACAUGACUGAUGGAAUAUCACAUGACUGGUUGAACAUCACAUGACUGGUUGAAUAUCAUAUGACUGGUUGAAUGUCUCAUGACUGGUUGAAUAUCACAUGAGCUUUGUAUAUAUAAUGGCCCCUGAUUUUAUGAGAGAUCAAACAUCCAAAUUACCUCAAACAUUUUGUUGAUUCAAUAAUUUGUAAGAGUGUGCUUAAAAAAAAUAUGGCCAAAAUCCUUUUUUUUAAGUAACCACAUUUUUUUUUAUGCAUUUUUUUUUCUUUUUAUGCAAAUGAAUGAAAGAGUUACUUUAGUGGGGACAACAGCCUGUUAGUUUGGGCAGACAAUUUUAAGUUCUUAUUUAUUUUUAAUGGAAAAUGUUUUCCUGAUUUUACAAGCAAAACACCAAAAAGAUAUGGAUGAUUUUAAAAUUAAUAGGUAUAAUGAUAGUAGUUGUGCCUCCGAAAAUGAUGUCCUUAAUUCUGAAGCAUGUUAUUUAUCAGAGAAUUUGACACAAACUUAAAUCUUACUUGACAACAAGUGAGAUACCAAUGUUUGCCUUAUCAUAAACAUGUACAGAGCUGUGAUAAUUUAUAUGAGCCAUGCUCUGGGAAAACGGGGCUUAAUGCAUUAAGGUAAAGUGUCUUCCAUGAUUAGCCAGUGCACCCCACACAGGCUAAUCCAGGACAAAACUUUACGCCUAAAACCGGAUUUUCGCUAAGAAGAGUUUUUUGAAAAUGAAAAAUACCAUCAAAUCAGAAAGUGUUGUCCCUUAUUAGCCUUUGUGGUCUGCACAGGAUAAUAUGGGACGACACUUUAUGCAAAUGCAUUAAGCCUUGUUUUCACAAAGCACAGCUAAAAUGUAUGCUUGUUUAUUGCUUGGCUUGUUUUGUUUAAUAAUAUAUAUUUAAAUAUAUUCUAAUAGAAUAUGAUUUGAUGCUGAUUUUAUGUAAAUGGCAUGAAUAAAAAUAGUUUUAUAUUAA
Molecule: messenger RNA, 5650 nt
Organism: Dreissena polymorpha
Lineage: Eukaryota; Metazoa; Mollusca; Bivalvia; Myida; Dreissenidae
Product: dynein regulatory complex subunit 6-like
Exons: 24
Coding region: 100-2649 (849 amino acids)
Biological process (GO): SCF-dependent proteasomal ubiquitin-dependent protein catabolic process
Cellular component (GO): SCF ubiquitin ligase complex
Molecular function (GO): protein binding
Source: RefSeq, a predicted model, not a curated record